Thermothelomyces thermophilus ATCC 42464 is the source of this 660-nucleotide messenger RNA. RefSeq lists its product as uncharacterized. The transcript has a single exon. The record is from RefSeq and is a predicted model, not a curated record. The coding region runs from base 50 to 283 and encodes 77 amino acids. Lineage: Eukaryota; Fungi; Ascomycota; Sordariomycetes; Sordariales; Chaetomiaceae.
CUAACAACGGCCGGCAAUUCCCACAACACCACACAACGAUAGGAGACACAUGAAGAAGCACGGCCGCCAGACUUGCCCCUAUUGCCACGAUUCAAUCAACGCCUUCCACAAGGCCCUGGAACGCCACCUGCGCAGCCACCACUCGGACCUGGCCGACGUGCGCGCCAACCCGAAAGUAUGGAAGGAGGAGGUGCUCUGCGAGGGCUGCGGUAGGAGGAUGCGCGCAGACAACCGAAAAAGGCACCUCAAGACGUGCAAGGGCAUGCGGUAUGAACAAACUUAGUAGCACCAGGUGCGGGCCAGAGCUGUUGGUGGCAUCACAGACCUGUUACUGAUUUUCUCUCUUAUUACGUAUUUUCAUUUUCGGCCUGGGCCCAGGUAUCAAGGCUUGUUUUCAGAAGAGGUCUGGCUGCAUGGGAAAGCACACAUGGUUUGCGAAGUCGAGGCUGGUUGAAGCUUGCGGUUAUCAUUAGCGACGGAGGCGUCUAUGUUCUGGUCGAGUUCGGGUCUUUCUGGCAAAGGACUCUCUUUCUUUCUUCCCUCUGUCUCUUUCUGUCUUUUUGCUAACGUCCCUUGUUAGUUUUUGUCCCUUGCUCUCCUAUUCGCGCAGUUUUGGCACACUGUCUCUCUUAACGCGCUCAUUGAUUCAAUCCCUGGCCA